UCGGCUCUCGGCUUGUUUUCGCGGCACUCUGAUCCCAUUUAUCGAUCUGUCUGCGCAGUGACGCAUAAAAUCGAACAAACUUUCAACGACGGUAACCAAGCAACGUCAGAGUUAUCUUUUUAAUAUUCAGAAGUCAAUAGUUUGCCAUAGUAUGGUUCGUAAUGUUGCUCUGGCUCAGCAGGACCAGCAGCAGCAGUGGGAGAACUGUACGUCGUUGUGGAUGGGAGUAGUGCUGUCAUUCCUCCGUGCGCAUCCCUGCGAGAAACAAAGACGAAACGACAACAAAAGCACGCGAGCUGUGCCACCGGUACGGUAAUUGUUGGGAAGGAAUGGUCUUUGAAUUAUCACAGAAUGCGAACGUGAUUGCACAUCUGUAUCCCAAAUGUCGCUUUUGGGGGCUGUCGGAAUAAAAAAGAUCACAUGUUUUUGGACAAGGCUUUUACCUCACAUUGUCGGAAGAACGUGCAAGUGUGGAUGUACAACCUUGUGAACUCACAACAAAAGGGCGAAAGUUCUGUUACAUAUCGGAUAAUAAAUUGAUGCAUCGUGACAACACCACCAAACUACACAUUGUAACAUUGACGCUCCAACUAUGACAGGUUAUUGUUAUUUUCACGCACAGUUAUCUUGGAAACAUCAUGCACGUGUACGUUUGGAGAAGAUGAACCUUUGAUGGAUUUUGACAGAGGAACAAUGCCCGGACGAUUCAGGACGUACCUGAUCACCUGUGUGAUAUUUUACCUGCUAGCAUGCACCGAAGGAUCUUACACUAAAACAUGUGAUCAAAAGUGCAUCUUUGGAAAGUGUAUCAACGGAACUUGCGUUUGUGACCAGGGAUGGGUUGGAGAUCAGUGUCAGCAUUGCCAAGGAAGAUUCAAGUUAACAGAAUCAUCAGGAUACCUCACCGAUGGACCAAUUAACUACAAGUACAAGACGAAGUGUACUUGGCUCAUUGAAGGAUAUCCAAAUGCUGUGCUCAGGUUAAGGUUCAACCAUUUUGCCACAGAGUGCAGUUGGGAUCACAUGUAUGUCUUUGAUGGAGACUCCAUUUAUGCACCUUUGGUAGCUGUUUACAGUGGUCUAGUUGUACCAGAAGCAAAAGGAAAUGAGACGAUUCCAGAGGUGGCCACCACAUCUGGAUACGCAAUGUUGCACUUUUUUAGUGACGCCGCCUACAACCUUACAGGAUUCAACAUCUUUUAUUCGAUAAACUCCUGUCCUAAUAACUGUUCGGGUCACGGGAGGUGUACUACAAGCAACUCUAUCUCUGUCAGUGUGUACUGUGAGUGUGAGCGAUACUGGAAAGGUGAGGCCUGUGAUAUUCCCUACUGCUCAGAGGAUUGUGGGAGUCCUGACCGCGGGUACUGUGACCUCACCGGAGAGAAACUCUGUGUCUGCAAUGACAGCUGGCAAGGUCCAGAUUGUUCUCUCAAAGUCCCCUCUGCUGACCCGUACUGGUUUUUGCCUAACGUGAAGCCUGAUGGACAGUCACUAGGACGGGCUUCCCAUAAAGCAGUGGUUCAUGGGAAGCUGAUGUGGGUGAUUGGUGGAUUUACCUUUAAUUACAGCUCCUUCCAGAUGGUUAUUAACUAUAAUGUAGGGAGCAGCACAUGGGAUGUAGUGCCGAUCAACAGUGGCCCCCUUCAGCGCUAUGGGCAUUCUCUGGCUCUCUACAAGGAGGAAAUCUACAUGUUUGGCGGGAAGCUGGAUGCAGGCCCUGGGAACGUAACAGAUGAGCUGUGGGUGUUUAAUACAAAUGUCCGAUCCUGGUCCCUCAGGACUCCCAGCCCUGUGCUGCACACUCAACAUUUUGCUGUGGAGGGACAUAGUGCACAUAUAGUGGAUAAUAGAUAUGGAGAGGCCAUCAUGGUGGUGCUGUUUGGCAAUUCACCCAUUUAUAGCUACCUGAGACACAUCCAAGAAUACAACAUUCGCACUAACUCCUGGUCAGUGGCAGAGGCAAAUGGAGCAUUUGUGCAAGGAGGAUAUGGCCACAGCAGUGUCUUUGACAGCUCUUCACAUUCCAUAUACGUCCAUGGGGGAUACAAAGCCUUUCCUGCCAACAAAUAUGGCCUAGUGGAUCACUUAUACCGCUACCAGGUCCACACACGCACCUGGUUUAUUCUGAAGGAAGGUGGCCUGGCGAGAUAUCUUCACUCCAUUGUGUUGAUCAGUGGAGUUCUGCUGGUGUUCGGGGGAAACACUCAUAAUGACACCUCGCUCAGUAACGGGGCCAAGUGCUUCUCAUCAGACUUCAUCUCCUAUGACAUCGCAUGUGAUGAGUGGACAGUUAUGCCAAAGCCAAAUCUUCAUCGUGAUGUGAACCGUUUUGGACACACAGCAGUUGUCAGUAAUGGUUCGAUGUAUGUGUUUGGUGGUUUAUCUGGUGUGAUUCUGAAUGAUGUGCUGGUCUAUAAGGCUGGCAGCUGCGAGGCCUUACUGGACGUGGCUCUUUGUCAGAGUGCCGGUCCUGGCAUUCGCUGUGUUUGGGUCAAUGAAAGUUGCGUUUCCUGGGACUCCAGCCAUACAGAUGGCAGCGUGCCGGCCUCUUUCUGCCCUGAACGGAGCACACCAGUCGGUAAGCUGUGUCACCAGUAUUCUGACUGUACGUCCUGUACGGCCAACACCAAUGACUGCCAAUGGUGUGAGGAUAAGAAAUGCAUCUCUUCUUUAAACAACUGUACUGUGCUCACAGUUGAGCUCGCCCGUCACCCUCGAGGUCCUCUGUAUCUCAACCCUCCCCCUGCCAUGCUUUCUGAGCACCAGCUUUCCAUCUGGAGACCUGGCAUACGCCAAAACGGCCAGUCUGUGAAGAACUUUACCAAAUGAAGUGUUCGGACUGAACAAGUUUGCAGCAAGCUGCUGAACUGCAGGAGUUGCUCCCUUUACAUCAAUUGCCAGUGGGAACCACAGCAGCAAGAAUGCCACGCCCUCCCUGCACACUUGUGCGGGGAUGGUUGGAAUCAGAUUGGAGAUGCGUGUCUCAGACUGAAUUCCAGCAAGGACAGUUAUGAUAAUGCUCAGCACAACUGUAAGAACCUUGACAGCAACAUCGCCUCAUUAACUUCAAGCAUGCAGGUGGACUUUAUACUGGAAGAGCUGCAGAAGUAUCAGCUGCAGGGACGGAGGCUAACUCCAUGGGUGGGUCUCAGGAAGAUCAAUGUUUCAUACUGGGGGUGGGAGGACACAUCUCCCUUUACUGCCAGCACACUGCAGUGGUUACCGGGGGAGCCAAGUGACUCGGGAUUCUGUGCAUACCUGGAAAGAGCUGAGGUAGCCGGUCUGAAAGCCAAACCCUGCACUGCCAACACUGAGGGGCUGAUCUGUGAGAAACCACUUGUGAGCCCAAACCUCAGCGUGCGCCCCUGUAAGAUGCCCUGCGCCUUGCGGACCACCUGUGCCAACUGCACCAGCCAGGCCAUGGAGUGCAUGUGGUGCAGCAGCACCAGGCGCUGUGUGGAUUCAAAUGCUUACGUCAUCUCCUUCCCCUACGGCCAGUGUCUGGAGUGGCAGACUGGAGACUGUGGCUCUCAGAACUGUUCUGGUCACCGUACAUGUGCUCAAUGCCUGCAACAGCCUGACUGUGGCUGGUGUGGAGACCCCAGUGACACGGGUCAGGGUCAGUGUAUUGAGGGAUCAUAUCGUGGACCAAUGAGAAGCCUGAGCAGGCAGGGCCGAGACAGGGUAUUGGACACCAGUCUGUGUUCAAGGGAAAGGGGAUAUGACUGGUCGUAUAUAACCUGUCCAGCAUGUCAGUGUAACGGGCACAGUACAUGUGUUAAUGGCAGCUUGUGUGAGCAGUGCAAGAAUCUCACAACUGGGCAGCAAUGCCAGACCUGUCUACCUGGUUACUAUGGAGACGCCACUAAUGGAGGAAAAUGCCAAGCUUGCAGAUGUAACAACCAUGCGAACGUCUGCCACUCCAGCUCAGGGAAAUGUUACUGUACCACUAAAGGGGUCAAAGGAGAUCAGUGCCAGCUAUGUGAUUCUGAAAAUCGCUACCUUGGCAACCCACUCAGAGGAACAUGCUACUAUCAUCUUCUGAUAGACUACCAGUUCACCUUCAGUCUGCUUCAGGACGAUGAUCAGCACUACACAGCCAUUAAUUUCAUGGCAACACCGGAAGAGACCAAUAAAAACAUGGAUAUGUCCAUUAAUGCAUCAAACAACUUCAAGCUCAACGUCACAUGGUCUCUUGGCUCCACAGCGGGUACAAUCUCAGGAGAGGAAUUCCCCAUUGUGUCCAAGACUAACAUCAGAGAGUACAGAGACAGCUUCUCUAGUGAGAAAUUCUCCUUUCCCGCAAAUCCCAACAUCACGUUUCAUGUUUACGUCAGCAACUUUUCAUGGCCAAUCAAAAUACAGAUAUCCUUCUCUCAGCACAGCAGCAUUAUGGACCUGGUCCAGUUCUUUGUCACAUUUUUCAGCUGUUUCCUGUCCCUGCUGCUGGUCGCUGCUGUGGUAUGGAAAGUCAAACAGACAUGCUGGGCAUCACGGAGGAGAGAGCAGCUUAUGCGAGAGCGACAGCAGAUGGCCAGCCGUCCAUUUGCCUCUGUUACGGUGGCACUGGAGACUCCAGAGGAAGAGGAGGAGCUUCUGCAAGGCCAGGUGGAGGCUGGCCCUAUAGCUGUGGAGCCGUGUGCAGGCAGUUGUGCUGCCGUUCAGACGCUGCUGAUGAGUCUUCCACGGGGAUCUUCUGCAAUGCCUCCCCCCGGCCAGUGUGGCAUUACCAUAGCCAGCGCUCUUGUUGAUUCCUGCCAGCAGAGGGCCGGGGACUUCAAAGGCAAGGGCUCAGGUCUAAAGAGCCGCAAACAGCAGCACACGAUGCACCAGGGAACCUGCGUUUGAACCGGCACACCGAACUCACCUGAACGCCCAGGUGAUUUUUCUCACCAUCGUCUUCUCUUUCUCUCGUUCUCUGCCAAUGGAAGGAGAUGGUGUCAGAGCUCUUGAAGUGUAAAUCACAGCAGAGGGUUGAGACAUGAGUAGUCUGUGUGCGGUUCCUUCUCAAUUCAUGCUCCAUAGUGGAGCACGUGUUCCCUCAGUAUUGCUUGAACCUCUGUAGAGGACACCUGCGUUUUCAUCGCACCUGCUGGCUUUUUGUUUGAAACAGCUGUAAGGGAGGGAAGGGGCAUGUAUAAACUCACCCAGAUCUAAAAUGGGGACAGGAUGGAGGCCAGAAUUAUGUUUUGUGAGAAUAUUGAUCACUUAUGUAAGGGCAUUAAUUAAAAACAAUAUGACUUUUUUCUCAAUUAUUUGAAAUGUCUAUGAGUUAAUGACUUUUUGAUAUAUUAAUUACUAUUUGCCAAGAACUGUAUUUAGUGCAUAUGUUUUUUUGUUGCUGUGGGUAAGUCAAAAUUAAGUGUAAAAGUAACUUUUUGUGGGAUUCAGACAUUUUGUCACCUUGGAAUUAAAAGGUUCUAUCUGACAUUUUAGUCCAAAUUUAGUUAUUUACACAAUCUUAUUCUAACUUAUUUACAUAAUGUAUUUUUUCUUUUCGUGUAAAUUUUUGGACUUUUCUUAGAAAACAAUUUUUUAUCUACAAAGUCAAAUGGAAUGCAAAAACCCUUAGCUCGAUUGCUUAGAAUGUAGAUAGAACCUUAUAAAUCCAAGGCAACAAUUUGUUUAUAACUUGAUCUUAUUUACUAGCAUCACCAAAUGGACCAAAAAAGAUUUCUUCAACAAUCAAUUUCUUCAAUUUCUACAUCUGCCAUUGAUCAGGAAAACACUUCUGCCCCAAUCUCACACUACUGGCUAACCCUCAAACUCAAACGAACCAAGCUAUGUAUGGCUUAUAUGCAGUUGUCCUAAAGUGGAGAGUGAAAAAAUAUUUUAACGUUGUAAAACUCACACAUUGGAUAUGUAGCCACAAAGAUGAGCAUCGGAGCCUUUUGGUUGUUUCUAUGGAGCUGCAUCUGCCACAAAGUGAUGCUGCACUUAUUAAACUGAUCACAUGAUCUGCUCCAGCAGAGGUCCAACUGAAGUUUACUCUCAUAACUUCAGUUAUCUUUCUGCUUCUCUUAGAAAAAUCAUUUAUUUCAGUUUCAAGUUGGUGUUUAUACAAUUGUCAGAGUAAAAUGUAAAGUGUUGGUUAACAUGUUUAUAAAGCCAAGGAAAAUUUGCCUGCAUUUCAUGCUGUGUUUAUGUAACGUUAUGCAAACUGUGUUAACAGUAAAAUGGCUCAAAAGGGUCACAUCUGUAUUGUGUGAAGUUGUUUUCCUUUGUAUCUUUAAGAUUUCUUCACAACCACAAUCUGUGUUGCUGAAAUCCUCUGUAAUACAGUACUUUGAUUUUAUUGUCCUGUCCCUUCAUUUUGCCUGAACUGUCUAAUGUUUCUUAACCAUCUGUCCAGAGAUUGACUGGACAUUUAAGACUUCUCUCUUUCAUCUUUUCCCAUGUAUAGACUAAUAAUGUUGCGUUAGUAUAAAUCUAACGUAUUUAUUGCUUAUUGGGAUGUUUGACUCUUAUGCACUGCAUUGCUGAAACAGUAUCAUUAUGUUGUCUCAUGAUGUCUCAAAGACAUUGUUUUUAUUUAUUAUUUGCAUACUUGGGUCGUGACCUAAUGAUUAUGUAAAUUAUGUACAUGUUAAGAAGCUUUUUAGUCUGACUGCAUUAUCAAAAAAUGUAGGCUACCUAUACAAAAUCAGUGAGCAGCCAAAGAAAGUUUCUUCACGUAAAAAUAAACAUUUUCA
Triplophysa rosa is the source of this 6692-nucleotide messenger RNA. It is a transcript of the gene atrnl1a, whose product is annotated as attractin-like 1a. Lineage: Eukaryota; Metazoa; Chordata; Actinopteri; Cypriniformes; Nemacheilidae. Gene Ontology annotation, cellular component: Golgi apparatus. Gene Ontology annotation, molecular function: protein binding. The record is from RefSeq and is a predicted model, not a curated record. The transcript is spliced from 30 exons.